AUGCGGCUCGGCAUCACGCCGGAGAGCCAGGCGGCGGCGUCGGCAGAGGUGGCCGACGCUGCGCGCUUGGACGCUGCGGCGGACGAGGCGGAGGAGGAGGCGGAGGCGGAGCAGGAGGCCGCGGCGGUGGCGGAGGCGGCGCUGGCUGAGGCCGAGGCUGCACAGGCGGAGUCUAGGGCGGCGCAGGCGGAGGCCCGGGCGGCGAGGGACGAGGUCGUGGCGGCGCUGAAGGAGGCCAAGGCGGCGCUGGAGGAGGCCACGGCGGCGAUGGAGGAGGCCAAGGUGAAGCUGAGUGGGGCCGACUCGGCCGUUGAGGGGGACGAGACGGCGCUGGUGGCGGCGUUGUCCGCCGCCAAGGAGAGGCGCGCGGCCGCCUUCACCGAGCAGUCCUUCAACAACAUGUUUGCGUCAGCCAGGGAGCAGCUCGCGCGCUCGCUGCUCAAGUAG
Molecule: messenger RNA, 447 nt
Organism: Emiliania huxleyi CCMP1516
Lineage: Eukaryota; Haptophyta; Isochrysidales; Noelaerhabdaceae
Exons: 2
Coding region: 1-447 (148 amino acids)
Source: RefSeq, a predicted model, not a curated record